Uloborus diversus is the source of this 1008-nucleotide messenger RNA. RefSeq names its product tigger transposable element-derived protein 6-like. Gene Ontology annotation, molecular function: DNA binding. The transcript has a single exon. Gene Ontology annotation, cellular component: nucleus. Lineage: Eukaryota; Metazoa; Arthropoda; Arachnida; Araneae; Uloboridae. The coding region runs from base 1 to 1008 and encodes 335 amino acids. The record is from RefSeq and is a predicted model, not a curated record.
AUGAUGCCUAAAAACACAUUAGCAUAUAAUGGGGAACCAUGUCAUGGUGGUAAAAAUAGUAAAGAUAGAGUAACUGUUUUGCUAUGUUGCAAUGCAGAUGGAUCGGAAAAACGUACCCCUUUAAUCAUUGGGAAACCAAAAAAAUCUCGCUGUUUUAAAAAUAUAAAACGGCUUCCGUGUGAGUAUUUCAACAAUAGAUCAACGUGGAUGACGGCGAAGAUUUUUCUUGACUUUCUUCAUGAAUUUAAUAAGAAAAUGGAAAAAGAAAAAAUAAAAGUUCUCCUCUUUAUGGAUCAAUGCCCUGCUCAACCGCGAGAUCUACCUGUUUUUGAUCAUAUAAAAGUAGUAUUUUUGCCUGCAAACUGCACGAGCAAGCUACAACCAUUGGAUUUGGGCAUAAUACGGUGCGUAAAAGUGCAUUAUAAGAAAACUUUGAUUCGUCGAUACCUUGCUGAGUUAGAAUCAAGCAAUUCAGCUGCAAGAGAUGUAAAAAUUUCAAUUCUUGAUGCAAUGAAUAUGGUAUGCGCUGCAUGGAGAAGUAUCAGUCAUAAUACCAUAAGGAAUUGCUUUAAAAAGGCUAGAUUUCUAUUUUCUAAUGAACUUGAAUGUUCUGACCAAAUUAACGAAAAUGAAGAGGAUUUGGGAACAGAUUUUGAUGAUGAAAAAUGGCAAAUUGUAUCUGAUAGACUCGUUGGUUUCAAUGAAUUUGUUGACGUCGAUAAUAAUUUAAUUACAACAGAAUUGAGAGAUAUUGAAGUCAUCGCUGAAGAAAUGGCUAAUGGUGAAGGCGAUGGAGUUUUAGAUGACGACAAUGAAGAUGAAGCAAAAGUGCCUCCGAAUCGCCUAAAAGCAUUGGAAGCCUUAGAUAUUGUUCGGGACUAUUUGCAAUAUAAUUCAGCUUCGGACUCUCCCUUUUCACAUUUGUAUGAACUUGAAAAAUAUGUUUCUGACAUUCUUCAGAAAAAACAAAAACAGACAUCCAUUAUGGAUUUCUUUGAAAGGAAAUAA